ACCUGUCAACUAUCUUUUUCCUCAUCUCCCUAUCUAUGUCUUUUGUUGUCCGCGCAGGAAUGAUUUUCUGAAGGAGGUGAAGAUCAUGUCUCGCCUGAAGGACCCUAACAUUGUGAGAUUGCUGGGGGUGUGCGUGCGGGACGAUCCACUGUGUAUGAUCACAGAGUACAUGGAGAAUGGGGACCUCAACCAGUUCCUGAGUGGACAUGAGCUGGAAGACAAGCUGGGUGGCAGCCCCAGUGGGAGACCAACCAUCAGCUAUCCCACUCUGGUCCAUUUAGGGGCUCAGAUAGCCUCCGGAAUGGCAUUUCUUGCCUCCCUCAAUUUUGUGCACCGGGACUUGGCGACCCGAAACUGCCUGGUGGGUGAAGGCUUCACCAUCAAGAUCGCCGACUUCGGCAUGAGCCGGAACCUCUACGCCGGAGAUUAUUACCGCAUCCAGGGCCGAGCCGUGCUCCCGAUCCGCUGGAUGGCUUGGGAGUGCAUUCUCAUGGGUAAGUUCACCAUGGCCAGCGAUGUUUGGGCAUUUGGUGUUACGCUGUGGGAAAUCCUCAUGCUGUGCCAAGAACAGCCAUACAGUCAGCUCACGGAUGAAGCUGUAAUCGAGAACGCUGGCGAGUUUUUUCGGCAUCAGGGCAAACAGGUCUAUCUCAGCCGUCCGCCCACCUGCCCCUUGGCCGUCUAUGAGAUGAUGUUGAGAUGCUGGGCACGAGAGGCCAAGGACCGCCCAUCCUUCCAACACCUGCACUGCUUCCUGGCUGAGGAUGCCCUCAAUAUGGUGUGAACCAGACUAGCACCGGCCGUCGGAGGCUGUGUUAAGACAUUGGACAGCACCAUAGAGACUGCUGGAGGCCGGAGGUGGCUCAGAGGCCCUCAUGCUCCAGAUGUUUUUUUGUGGGACACCUGGUUGUUCCCUCUGGCCCAGCCUUUGCUCGUCCAAAUCUCACUAUUCACCUUCCAAUAUGUGGUUCUCUUUCUCCCCCUGUUUUCUUUUCGCCUGAUCAUCUCGAACUGACUUAUUUCAUCACACGAUCUAAAAUUGCUAUUCUGAAAUUCUUACCCGACGGUUUGUUUGUUUUUCACUCUGUUAACUCCUAUUUCGCCUUGUCCUAAGCCAGUCUGUUUCUGCUUUAAACCAACGUGGUGCCUUCCUGCUGUGUGUAGAAACUACAAUUCUCAGCUUUUUAGUAUUUAUCAACCACAGAGUAAGCAACCCAGGUCCCUCCGUGUGUCUGUCCCACAUUCCGUCAAUAACAUUUGCAACAAAGGACAGUUG
Molecule: messenger RNA, 1276 nt
Organism: Notechis scutatus (mainland tiger snake)
Lineage: Eukaryota; Metazoa; Chordata; Lepidosauria; Squamata; Elapidae
Source: RefSeq, a predicted model, not a curated record